AGGAGGAGAGCAGAACAAGCUCUGCUGUGAGGUGUCACAGACGCCGUGCCGAAAGCAACACCGGACGCAGCGAUGUGCUUCAAGUGUGUGUUAGUCUCUGCUUUCUUGCUGUGUGUUGUCAUGGCAGGCAUUCCUCAUGAUGACAUUCACUGGACAUACACAGAGGGGAGUUUGGACCAGAUGCACUGGGCCACCAAGUAUCCAGCAUGUGGGGGUAAGAAACAGUCCCCCAUUGACAUCCAGAGACGCGGCGUGAGACACAACCCGGACAUUUUACAGCUGGAGCUCAGUGGAUAUGACGCACAGAGAGGAACCUUCCUUAUGUCCAAUAAUGGACACUCAGUCCAAAUCGACCUGCCCCCCACCAUGAAGAUCACAAAGGGCCUCCCAGGAAAAUACACAGCUGUUCAGAUGCAUCUGCACUGGGGCGGCUGGGACCUGGAGGCCAGCGGAGCAGAGCAUACCAUCGACGGCAUCCGCUACAUGGCAGAGCUCCAUGUCGUCCAUUACAAUUCGGACAAGUACAAGAGCUUCACUGAGGCCAAAGAUAAAUCAGACGGGCUGGCAGUACUCGCCUUUUUCUACGACGACGGCCAUUUUGAGAACACCUACUACAGUGAUUUCAUCUCCAACCUGGCCAACAUAAAAUAUGCAGGUCAGUCCAUGAACAUUUCAAGCCUGAACGUGCGCUCCAUGUUGCCCGAGAACAUGAACCAUUUCUUCAGGUACCAGGGCUCCCUCACCACUCCCCCCUGCUACGAGAGCAUCCUGUGGACGGUGUUCGAUACCCCCAUUACUCUUUCACAUAAUCAGAUCAGGAAACUGGAGAGCACACUGAUGGACAUCCACAACAAGACUCUGUGGGACGACUACCGCAUGGCUCAGCCCCUAAAUGACCGAGUGGUGGAGUCAUCUUUCCUGCCACGACUUGGGAAAGGAACAUUCUGUCGACAAGACGAAAUAGAAUCCAAGCUGCUUAAAAUCGAGGGACUGAUAACGUCUCUUGGAAAAAGCGUGUACUCAGGAGGUAGACUACAAGACUCACGGCCAAGCAAACAUGAACCUCAAGCUUUGUUCCCUCUCGUGAUCAACUUCCAGCGGGAGAAUCCUGGCAGUUAUGCAAAAGCCCACCUGGGCCAUCCCAUGAAGCUGGACUCCUUCACCGUCUGCAUGCACGUGUUCCCUGAAGGGGAGGGUGCGCACACGGUCAUCUCCUACUCCAGCAACAGCAUCCACAACGAACUGUUGAUCUCCAUCAGCGAGGACCGAGACAGCAAGGAGGUGGGCCUCUGGAUCGGCAACGAGUUCGUCAACUUGCCGUUCAACUUCCAGUCCCAAAGCUGGGCCAACUACUGCAUCACGUGGUCGUCCCGCACAGGGGGUGCGGAGCUGUGGAUCAACGGCAUGGUGGGGGAGCGACGCUACUUAAAAAACGGCUACACCAUUAGCCCUGGCGGGGUGUUUGUUUUGGGAAACGACCAGGACAGCCUGCUGGGUAUUUCCAACACGGAUGCCUUUGUGGGGAAGAUGACGGAUGUGAAUGUGUGGGACUAUACCCUCAGCACGGCAAACAUUCGGAACCAGAUGUCAUGUGAGAGGAACGUGACCUCGCAGGGAAAUGUGUUUAGCUGGGGGACCACCAAGCUUAGCCUGUAUGGGGGGGUGCAGCUUGACAGUCAGUACAGAUGCUGAAAUAUACAUGAAAUGUCUUAAAGGGGAACAUUAUCACCAGACCUAUGUAAGCGUCAAUAUAUACCUUGAUGUUGCAGAAAAAAGACCAUAUAUUUUUUAACCGAUUUCCGAACUCUAAAUGGGUGAAUUUUGGCGAAUUAAACGCCUUUCUAUUAUUCGCACAUCGGGAAGCAAUCCGCCAUUUUCUCAAACACCGAGUCAAAUCAGCUCUGUUAUUUUCCGUUUUUUCGACUGUUUUCCGUGCCCUGGAGACAUCAUGCCUCGUUGGUGUGUUGUCGGAGGGUGUAACAACACGAACAGGGACAGAUUCAAGCUUUCAGGAAAAGAGAGCGGAUGAGGGUAUGUCUACAGAAUAUAUUAAUUGAUGAAAAUUGGGCUGUCUGCACUCUCAAAGUGCAUGUUGUUGCCAAAUGUAUUUCAUAUGCUGUAAACCUAGUUCAUAGUUGUUAGUUUCCUUUAAUGCCAAACAAACACAUACCAAUCGUUGGUUAGAAGGCAAUCGCCGAAUGCGUCCUCGUUUUCUCUUGUGUCGCUGGCUGUCGUGUCGUUUUCGUCGGUUUCGCUUGCAUACGGUUCAAACCGAUAUGGCUCAAUAGCUUCAGUUUCUUCUUCAAUUUCGUUUUCGCUUCCUGCCUCCACACUAUAACCAUCCGUUUCAAUACAUGCGUAAUCUGUUGAAUCGCUUAAGCCGCUGAAAUCCGCGUCUGAAUUCGAGCUAAUGUCGCUAUAGCUUGCUGUUCUUUCCGCCAUGUUUGUUUGUGUUGGCAUCACUUUGUGACGUCACAGGAAAAUGGACGGGUGUAUAUAACGAUGGUUAAAAUCAGGCACUUUGAAGCUUUUUUUAGGGAUAUUGCGUGAUGGGUAACAUUUUGAAAAAAACAUCGAAAAAUAAAAUAAGCCACUGGGAACUGAUUUUUAAUGGUUUUAACCCUUCUGAAAUUGUGAUAAUGUUCCCCUUUAAAAUGUGCAUGGCAAUAUAUCAGGGACACGGUCAGUCAAUAUUUAAUGUAGGCUUUAGCAAUAUACGAAUAAAGUAAGUAAUGCAUCGACAAAAACAUGUGGAUUAUUUUGGAUAAAGCUGCAAAAAAAAACAUUGUGCAAAGGUUCAUUGAGAAUCAAAUUAGAAGCACAUCCAAACCCCCCAAAGUGAAGACUUCCUCUAUUUUCCCCUCAAAAGGAUGUGACCUUCCAUGCAUCCUGCAGGCUCUCUUUGUUGUCUUUCACGUUGCCAUCAUCUCCCAGCUUGAGCCCCACUUUGUUCCUCUUUGCAAACAUCUGGGAGAUCUCCAGGAAGGUCUUGUUCUUGGUUUCGGGCAGCACUAGCCAGAUGUAAAUCAGCGCUUGCAGACAAACGCAGGAAAAAACGAUGAAGCUGUAAGACCCCAGGCCUCUCUAUUUGGGGGAGACAAAACCCGAUCAGUUGUCAGUCAGAAUACUUCCUAUGCCAGCCUUGUACAGCUCUUUUACUUUGCCUGCUGUGUGCUGCACACACCUGUUUUCCCUUUGUACACAUCUUUUUUUACCUUAUUUUCCCUAAUAAAAGGGCUUCUUCUUCUGCAA
Nerophis lumbriciformis (worm pipefish) is the source of this 3252-nucleotide messenger RNA. RefSeq names its product carbonic anhydrase VI (gene ca6). The record is from RefSeq and is a predicted model, not a curated record. NCBI's taxonomy places the organism in Eukaryota, Metazoa, Chordata, Actinopteri, Syngnathiformes, Syngnathidae. Gene Ontology annotation, molecular function: carbonate dehydratase activity; zinc ion binding.